AAUAUGAAGUUGUUUGUUAUUGCUUUUCUGGCUUUUAUGUUAGUUGGUUUUGGCUGGGGUCAGAAUUGCAAAAAGAAGUGUGGGCCUUGCAUUUUGCCGACCUGUAACUAUGAUGGCAAAUGCUUUUUCGAGGGCUCCAGCACUUGUGCCCUGGAAAAUGAAAAGUGCCGACGGAAAAAACUUAAACUUCCCAAAUUCAUAAAAUCAGAAGCGGGCUUCUGCGAGGAAGGCGUUAAGAUGUGUUAAUAGCUAAAUGGAAUGAUUUAUGAAUUUAUAAUUUAUUCAUUAAUUAGUUAAAUCAUCAAAAAUAUAUUAUUAUUAUAU
This is a messenger RNA of Drosophila takahashii, 324 nucleotides long. RefSeq names its product Seminal fluid protein 35C (gene Sfp35C). Lineage: Eukaryota; Metazoa; Arthropoda; Insecta; Diptera; Drosophilidae. The record is from RefSeq and is a predicted model, not a curated record.